Molecule: messenger RNA, 1974 nt
Organism: Jaculus jaculus (lesser Egyptian jerboa)
Lineage: Eukaryota; Metazoa; Chordata; Mammalia; Rodentia; Dipodidae
Gene: Brf2
Product: BRF2 RNA polymerase III transcription initiation factor subunit
Exons: 4
Coding region: 75-1307 (410 amino acids)
Biological process (GO): transcription initiation at RNA polymerase II promoter; transcription preinitiation complex assembly
Cellular component (GO): nucleus; transcription preinitiation complex
Molecular function (GO): RNA polymerase II general transcription initiation factor activity; TBP-class protein binding
Source: RefSeq, a predicted model, not a curated record
GUUCCUGCUACGGCUGCGCUGCGUUUUUAGGAGUGGGCUCCCGAAGGCUACGACGGCGCUGGGUAAAUGGUGAGAUGCCGGGCGGAAGCUGCCCCGACUGUGGCUCUUCCGAGCUCGUGGAAGACUCGCACUAUUCUCAGAACCAGCUGGUGUGCUCGGACUGCGGCUGCGUGGUCACCGAAGGGGUCCUUACCACCACCUUCAGUGACGAGGGCAACCUCAGAGAAGUAACAUAUUCCCGAAGCACUGGGGAACAUGAACAAGUUAGUCGCAGCCAGCAACGAGGCCUUUGCCGAGUGAAAGACCUUUGUCGAGUUCUGAAGUUGCCACCUACAUUUGAAGACACAGCAAUUGCCUAUUACCAGAAAGCAUACCGGCUGUCGGGCAUCCGUGCUGCUAGGCUGCAGAAGAAGGAAGUGCUGGUAGGAUGCUGUGUUUUGAUCACCUGCCGGCAGCAUAACUGGCCCCUAACCAUGGGAGCAAUCUGCACCCUACUAUAUGCAGAUCUGGAUGUGUUUUCUGGCACCUACAUGCAGAUUGUGAAGCUGCUGGGGCUGGAUGUGCCAUCUCUGUGUUUGGCUGACUUGGUGAAGACCUACUGUAGCAGCUUCAGACUGUUCCACGCUUCCCCGUCAGUGCCAGCCAAGUACAUAGAAGACCAAGAGAAGAUGCUUUCUCGAACCUUGCAGUUGGUGGAGCUGGCAAAUGAGGCGUGGCUGGUGACCGGGCGGCAUCCCUUGCCUGUUGUCACUGCAGCCACCUUCCUGGCGUGGCAGUCUCUGCGGCCUUCUGAUCGACUAACAUGUUCACUUGCUCGGUUCUGUAAAUUGGCGAAUGUGGACCUGCCCUACCCUGCUGUGUCCCGUCUCCAGGAACUACUGGGUAUUCUGUUACAGAUGGCUAAGCAGCUGGCCUGGUUGCAGGUUUUGAAACUCGAUAAGCGGUCUGUAGUAAAGCACAUUGGUGACCUGCUCAAGCACCGCCACAUGCUGCUUCGCAUGGCUUUUCGAGAUGGAACUGCAGAACUGGAAACCCAGGAGAAGACACCGGAGCAAGGACGGGGAGAAGAGGUGGGGCUUGACUCCUUCAGUUUGCCCAAGGGGAAGCGACCAGCCAGUCCUUCCCUUCUCCUCCCACCCUGCAUGUUGAAGUCCCCAAAGCAGGCACAGCCUACACCCCCUGUCUCCACAGUAACAGGAGAUGAGGACAUUUCUGAUAGUGAAAUAGAACAGUAUUUGCGUACCCCUCAAGAAGUUAGGGACUUUGAGAAGGCCCGGGCUGCCAUAAGUGUCCCCAGCCCUUCUUGAUGCUCACUCAUUAGGGGCAUUUGGCUUAACUGCAGCUUGAUAGGCCAGGGACUAAGUGUGUGUGGCCCUUUGGAUAUUGCUGUUCUUGUGUUAAGGAAUCAGAAGUGGCCCUGCAGUCAGUUGGACCUAGGUCCUAAGGUAGAAAUUGGGAGUGCAGGGAGCCUUGUUGGGAGGGUCCUGUCCCUUGGUGCGCGGGAGCAAGUUACCUGUCUGUAUUCUGUACUAAGGCUUUCUUCCUAAGAUUGCUGAGGGAAAUGCAGGCACCUUUUGGCCUGGUUUAAUUAAACAUUGCCUAGGAAGCAGCUGGCAUCCUAAUGGUGCCAACCCACAGAAGAGCAGAAGCUGAGGAAUUCUGGGCCCUUUGUUAUAGGCACUAGCGAGUUUGUAUCUUGCAAUCCUCGACCUCAUUAACAAAAGGAGCAUUUGUGUGGACUAGUUACAGCUCGAAGGGCUUUAAUUUUAAUAUAUUAAAACAAGAGGCAUCUGCUAGAAAAAUUCUAUUGUAUAAAACCCAAGCUUUUAAAAACAUGUUUUCUUUGGCACUUUUCAUUCCCUCCCUCCCCUUUCCCCAGCGUAUUGCAAAAAGCUCUCCAGUGCUAAGGCAUUGGCAGGGUGUGUAAACAGCAGCCAGCAUAUGUGGAAAAAUAAUACAAAGCUUUUUCUUCUA